Messenger RNA from Paramecium primaurelia, 3529 nucleotides. The record is from the annotation of a GenBank genome assembly. NCBI's taxonomy places the organism in Eukaryota, Ciliophora, Oligohymenophorea, Peniculida, Parameciidae.
AUGAGUUCUGAUUUCUUUCUUGAGUUUGAAGAUAAUUACAAUGCAGAACAACAUCAUGGUAGUAAUAAUAUAGAGGAAUCAAAUAGUAAAUAAUUUAGGGGUCCGACUCGAUUCAAUUAGAAAAUUGAUCCAUUGGAUGAGGGUGAUAAUACAGUAAAGCCACCAACAGUUGGAAGUUAAUAUAUUGAUAAUGUAAUUUCAUAAUAAUCACAAUAAUUGGAAUUGAAUAAAGUUCCAAGAGUAAUGUAGUUUUCUCCACCAGACUCAAGAAUAGAAGAAAAUCCUUUGGUUUCUACUUAGAAGCCAGAGCUAUAGAAGGAUAAUAAAGAUUUGAAGGAUUUAAUACAAACAAAUACAACAUAAAAAGAAUUUAUGAAAAACUUUUUAAAAGCUGUUAUUGCAAAAAGUUAUUCCAAUCGUUUUAUUGAAAACAUGUUAUAAAAAUCAUAUAUUAAGAAACCAUACCAUUUUUCUCAAUUUUAAAACUUUUUAAUGGAUGAUCUUAGAUAUAUUUAUUAACAUAAUAAAUCUUCAAAACAUUGGUUGAGUACAAUUUGUAAAAGAUUAAGAUUUUUUCCAAUUUUAGAUUAAAGUAGUUAUCUAGUAAUAGGAUGGUAAAUCAUUCAUAUUUUGACUAUAAUUACAGUAUUUUUUUGGACUCCUUUUAAUAUAUCUUUUGGUAUCACAUAUCAACAAAUUGUUUUUGGUGAAAUUUCAGUUAAGAAUGUUGAAAACUAUUUUCUAUUUACAAUAUUAAUAGAUGUAUUGAUAGUUUUAAAUACAUCUUAUAUAGAAAAGGGAGUAAUAAUAAAAUCAAGAAGAAAAAUAUUUACAAAUUAUUUGGAAGGAUAAGCAGUUUAUGAUUUAGUAUUAGAUAUAAUUUAUUUAGUUUUCAUUUUGUUCUCUUUUGAUAGCAAUAGAAUUUGAGAUAGACACUUCAAGUGAAAAAUUGGGUUGGUAAUUGUGUCCAUAUUGUAUAUAUUAUUAUUGUCGAUUAUUUAAAUUAUAAGGACGAGUUCAUAAAUUAGAAGAGUAAUAUUAUAUAUAUAUAUGAAUGAUUUAGGUUUUUCAAUCUUACUGGUUCAUAUUAAGAUUUUAUUGAAUUAAUUAAAUUACUUUUUAUGGUUUUGUAUGUAGGACAUUUAUUUGCUUGUUUAUGGCAUGGUGUUGCUUUUUAUUAAUAAGGAUAUAGAUAAACAUGGAUAGAUGAAUAUGUUAAAGAACCUGAUAUGUUUUCAAUAUAUAAUUAUGCAUUUUAUUGGGCAGUAUAAACUAUGAUCACUGUAGGAUAUGGUGAUUUAACUCCAUAAAAUAAUGCAGAAAGAAUUUGUGCAAAUAUUAGUAUGUUUUUAGCAUGUGGAGUAUUUGCUUUUUCAUUCAAUUCUAUUGGAUUAAUGUUGAGUAAUCUAAAUUCUAGAUAAGUUUUAUAUAAAAAAAGUAUUAACUUAUUAAAUUAAUAUUUGGUUAAGAAUUAAAUUAAAAUUGAAUUGUAAUCACGUAUUAGAAACUAUUAUGAUUAUAUAUUUCAAGAAGAAUAAGAAAUCAAUGAUGAAGAAGUUUCUUAAAUUACAACAAAAUUAUCAAGUAAUCUUUAAGAAGAACUUAAUUUUGAAAUACGUUAUAAUGUUAUGAAAACUAAUAAAGUUUUAACUAAGUUUUCUUAAAAGGUUUUAAAAUAAUUGUCUCUUCAAAUUGAAGAAGUUAGAUUUUCACCUGAAGAUUAAAUAUUACAAUAAGGUAUUUGUGAUGAUGCUGCAUUAUAUAUAAUUACCAAAGGGAUAGUAUGUAUAUAAUUUUAAGAUGAUAACUAAGGAAGUAAUACAAGAGCAUUAUCAUAUCUUACAAAAGGAUAAUCUUUUGGUGAAUAUUCAUUUUUUACAGGUAUGAAUAGAACUGCAUCUGCUAAAAGUGUAGGAUUUUCAAGAGCCUACAAAAUACCCAGAUAAUAAUUACUUAUUGUUUUAGCAUAAAUCCCUCUUGAUUUAGUAAAUAGUAUAAAUAUUAUCAAUAGGAAAGAUAUUGUGAAAUUAGAGAUAGUAUUCUACUUUCCAAUAAUUAUUAACCAUCUAAAUUAAGUUGUUAUUCUUGUUAAAAAUACACUCAUCUCAUCAAAGAUUGUCCAGUCUUACAUUAUGUAGCAGAUCAAGAACGUAUAAUAAAAAAAGAGUAUUUCCCAAUCUUUUAAAACAGAAAUCCUAAUUAUAAAAGGAAACACUAACAUAAAAAAUUUGAAACUCUCAAAGAAUGCAAAAAAACUAUGGUUUUAAUAAGAGAUUUCUAAAACAAAUAAGUUUUAGAUAAUGUAACAGUUAUGGAUGAUGAAUUAGAUGUAUCAUAUGAUGAUAAUGAAUAAGAUAUAUCACCUUAAGAAUAUUGUACUUUUUAUUUUUCACAUUUUUAGCAUCACUUACUAAAAGUUUGUCUAAAAUCUCUAGAUAAUAAUCAUAAAAUAGAAGUUACUCAUAAGAUAAUCUUUUAUAACCUAUUUAAGAAAGUGAUAGUUCCAAAGAUAGUUUCAAAAGUCCUAAUAAAUAAAGAGUUAAGUAAGUUAAAUAAACUAUAUAAACUGCUGGAUUUGGUGUAAGUGAAUCUCUUCAUAAUAGACUUGUAUCUAUUUAAGAAGAAUAAUUAUCAGAAUCUAUUCAUGAUAAACUAUCACAGAAUGUUUCUUAAUCUAAUCUUUAAAAGUUAGAAGAAUAUAAAUUUUCUAUGAAGAAUGAUUCUCUUGGACUUCCAUAUUUAGCUGAAAAUGCAAGGACAUCUGUUAAAAAGAUUACUUUAGUACGCAAAUAAAAAAAAGAGGACUCAUACAAACCAUUUUCAUCAUAAACAUAAGUUGAUAUUAGGGGAAGGGGAUAAUCAAUUCAAAAUCAAAUAAGGAAACCUAAAUUAAAAGAUAUUAGGGAAAUGUCAUAAGAAAUUCCAAUAAAUCCAUCAGUAUAAUCAAUAGAUAAACGAGAUUAAUUAAGGAGAAAGACUACUAAAACAAAUAGAAGUAAAACAGCAAGAUCUCUUAAAACUAAAGUUUAAGAUAAUCAUACACUCACAUAAAAUUAAGAAUUUUCUAGUCCCAUUUAUGAUGAAUAACAUAUAUCUAUGGAAUUGGAGGGUUUUGAAAUAUUAAAGAAUUUUUAAUAUUAUUUUAGUUGGAAUAAUCCAAAAGUAAUAGUUGCAAGAGCUAUGAGAACUUUAAAAUUGAAUAUGGAAAAAAGGAAAAAUUUUGGAAACAUUUUUUCAUUAUAUACUUUUAACAAUUUAGCUAUGAAUAAGGCUUUAAGAAUUAAAAGGAAAUUGAAACUGAUGUAUAUAAUCUUUUCUAUUUAGUGAUGAACCACCUAUAUAAAUAAAUGAGAUAAAAAAGAGUCAUUAAUCUAAAUCUCCGAGAUAAACUAGAAUUGGCAAUAAGAGAAAUACAGCAACUUAAGAUGUUUUGGGUUUUUAACCUAAAAAACCAAGUUUUGGAACAUAAAUUUAAGUAUAAGGACAUACAUUCAAUAAAAUUAAUCAAAAUGAAUUUGAACUUAAAUGA